This is a messenger RNA of Cryptotermes secundus, 1010 nucleotides long. RefSeq names its product peptidyl-prolyl cis-trans isomerase E (gene cyp33). The coding region runs from base 59 to 967 and encodes 302 amino acids. The transcript is spliced from 7 exons. Lineage: Eukaryota; Metazoa; Arthropoda; Insecta; Blattodea; Kalotermitidae. Gene Ontology annotation, molecular function: peptidyl-prolyl cis-trans isomerase activity; RNA binding. Gene Ontology annotation, biological process: protein peptidyl-prolyl isomerization; protein folding. Gene Ontology annotation, cellular component: intracellular membrane-bounded organelle. The record is from RefSeq and is a predicted model, not a curated record.
UCAACAAUUUAGUUAAUUGAGUGGUGUGUUCGUAACUUGGAGGCAUUGUUUUGGAAUUAUGUCUACGAACCCGAAAAGGACAGUAUAUGUUGGAGGAUUAGCUGAAGAAGUUGACGAGAAAGUGCUUAAUGCCGCAUUUAUUCCUUUUGGUGAUGUAAUGGACAUACAGAUACCACUUGAUUACGAAACCGAGAAACACAGAGGUUUUGCAUUUGUUGAAUUUGAAUGUGCAGAAGAUGCAGCUGCUGCUAUAGAUAAUAUGAAUGAUUCAGAGCUGUUUGGAAGGACAAUUCGUGUGAAUCUUGCAAAACCUCAGAAAAUCAAAGAAGGGUCUUCCAAGGCCGUCUGGUCAGAUGAUACAUGGCUACAGGAGCAUGCUGGGAAGACACUGAACAAGGAUGGUGAGUCGGGGACAAAAGAAGGAACAGAGGAGUCUGAAAAGGAGGAGGAACCAGAGACUAAAAAACCAAAGAAGAACCCUCAAGUGUACUUUGAUAUCAAAAUCGGGAAGAACAGCAUCGGGAGAAUAAUAAUGAUGUUGCGAGCCGAUGUAGUUCCAAAGACAGCGGAGAACUUCAGAUGUCUGUGUACCCAUGAGAAAGGUUAUGGGUACCAAGGCAGCACUUUUCACAGAAUAAUUCCAGAUUUUAUGUGUCAAGGUGGAGAUUUCACGAACCACAACGGAACAGGAGGCAGAUCAAUAUAUGGAAAGAAAUUUGAAGAUGAAAAUUUCAUCUUAAAACAUACAAAUCCAGGCACUUUGUCAAUGGCAAACUCUGGCCAAAACACGAAUGGCUCACAGUUCUUUCUCUGCACUGCACGAACAGACUGGUUGGACGGUAAACAUGUUGUGUUUGGCCAUGUUAUAAGUGGCAUGGAUGUACUAAAGAAAAUGGAGAAAUGCGGAACUAAAUCCGGAACGCCAACAGAGAAAGUAAUAAUAUCCGCAUGUGGUGAGCUGGUGUAAUGCUUAUAAAUGUACAUACAUUAAUUACAACAAGUUUUAUAUA